AUGUCAACUUUUGAGAAGGCAAAUAAUGCUGAGAGUGACGAAGAAUUAUUAGAAGAUAUUAGAGCAGAAGAUGAGAAUGAGAAAAAAAUUCAAGAUGAAGUUUCAGAAGAUGUCAUAAUUGAUCAAUGGGAGGCAUUGCCCCCGCAAACUAUUAUAACUGAUCAAGCUCAAGUAAUGGCAAUUUCUAUUAGAGAAGUGAUGUCUGGAACUAGACAUAGACUGUCUCAAUGGCACAUAUCCCAGAAUGCUCCAUCUCAUUUGGGCUCACUUAAUAAUGACAAAGAUUUUUCUAAACUUUUCAAUAAGUGUAUGUCAGAAUGUGAUUCUGUUACUGAAUUUGAAGAAACAUGGGAGAUGAUGCUUACGAUGUAUAAUAUAGAAGAACAUAAAUGGUUGAAAAAUCUUUACAAUAUUCGACACAUGUGGUCCACAACUUUUAAUAAUGAUGUCUUUAGUGCUGGAUUGAAAGCCUCAUCUCAAAGUGAAAGUACUAAUCUUGUAUUAAAUGGGCUUGGUGACUUGAGCACUUAUCUGCACAUAUUUGUCACUAACUAUGAGAAAAAUGCAAUACUUAAGUGGCGGCUUGGUGAAGGACAUGAAGACUUCAACUGUAAACAAAGUAGGCCUACUCUUGCUGUAAAAGGUAGUCCAAUUUUUGCUCAGGUUUCUGCCGUCUACACUCACAAGAUUUAUAACAUGUUUGAGAAAGAGUUUCUUAAAUGA
Lycium ferocissimum is the source of this 723-nucleotide messenger RNA. RefSeq names its product protein FAR1-RELATED SEQUENCE 5-like. The record is from RefSeq and is a predicted model, not a curated record. The transcript is spliced from 2 exons. Gene Ontology annotation, biological process: regulation of DNA-templated transcription. NCBI's taxonomy places the organism in Eukaryota, Viridiplantae, Streptophyta, Magnoliopsida, Solanales, Solanaceae. The coding region runs from base 1 to 723 and encodes 240 amino acids.